Strongylocentrotus purpuratus (purple sea urchin) is the source of this 8876-nucleotide messenger RNA. RefSeq names its product RNA-binding motif, single-stranded-interacting protein 3. Gene Ontology annotation, cellular component: cytosol; ribonucleoprotein complex. The transcript is spliced from 12 exons. The record is from RefSeq and is a predicted model, not a curated record. Lineage: Eukaryota; Metazoa; Echinodermata; Echinoidea; Camarodonta; Strongylocentrotidae. Gene Ontology annotation, molecular function: mRNA binding. Bases 1373 to 2608 code for a protein of 411 amino acids.
UUACGCCGCUGACUGACUUGACUCGGCUUUCAUCGUCCAAACAAUUGGAACCUUCUUUUCCCCCUGUUCUCCCCCCAAACUAUGAAAGCAGGACGCGACACGGAAAGGGAAUAACCCCCUAGAUAAACAGAUUGAUGCCACUUUCGUUUUUUCUCACUCUGUGACCAACACCCCACCCCCUCCCAAAUACUCUCACUUUUUCUCAGAGUCAAAGUCAACCUGCUCCAAUUGCCAGCUAUCUAUACCUCGGGCUUGUGUAUCUCAACAUUCCGAGUUCCCCCGUUUUUCUGGUACAUUUCCAACAUUCCAACGACAGACCUCUCCUGACCCCUCUCAGCAAAUCACAGAGGAUUGUAUUUACAACCAAUAAGCCACUCCGGCUAGUUUCACACACAUUUUAUCCCAGGCUCUCCCUCUCUCUCCCUCUCUCCUCUAUCAUCUCUCCCCAACCCCAUCCACCCGCAAAGCCGGCUAUAGGGAGUACGAGCAAAAGCGGCGUUGCUAGAAAUCAUCAAUUACCCUCCUAAGUCUUCUUACUGCUGGGGGAACCACUGCCUAUUUUUUUACCAACUGUAUUCAACUUCAAUAAACACAGGGUCGGGAGUAUUGCGUCGCUUCUCACUCCGUGCCCAGGGCUAACAUCUGUGAUAGGAGCACCAGACGGACUCCUCCUCAAAGUUUGCCAACGAUUCUCAUCUUUUGGUUUGACGUUUCCUUCCAUCAAGCCACCUGUGCGCUGAGCUGAGCUUUGACGCUUGUCAGCGUGGUUUGUCUCAUCUGUACGUCCCCUUGUGCUAUACGAACGGACGGACAGUUAGGCAAUGCUAACGUUCUCGUCGGGGAAAGGAUUCAGAACGGCUGGGGAUUUGACAGCUCUGCCUGGGCUUUUUCUGCUGCAAUCCCGUGGCCUUUAGGACUAAAUCUACGGCUAGAAUCAGUUACUCUUUUGCCGCUCUUAAAGGGAAGCGAGACCCAUGAGAACUUACAACUUUUGAGUCACAUACAAUCACAGUGGAGGAAAUUUUGUCAUCCCUCUUAUCUUGGUGUCUUUGUUUAAUUGUAACACCUAGAUGUUCAUAACAAAUAUUUUGAUGCUGGCAUCAUUUAUCCUCCUUUGAACCUCUGGAUCAUUGUGUUCUCUGCUUUGUUUUGAAGACGAAAAAAAGCUGCAAGAUCAAAGGUCAUAGCUCGUGAUAGUGCUUAUUCUAUUGGAUACAUGGAUACAGGAAUACUCUCCUCCAAUUAGUACACUCUCCAGAGCAUCUUGAGAAAGGGGUGUAACUCUUUUUGAAAAUUGAUAUUAAUAUUUGGAGUGGAACCGAGCGAAACCAAGUCAGCGCCUCCGAUCUUUUAUUCUGUUUGGAAACUUGAGAUGAAGACUCUUGCUCAAUCUCCGUAUAUCAUUCCUUCACAGCAGCAGCCAACAGCGGUUUGGGUUUAUUCGACAUACCCCACCAUGAGAGGCAUGCCCGGGCCCCACAGUUCAGGCAGUGGGGGGUCAGCGGGGUCGUCCACCCCCUCCUCACAGCUACCAUCACCACAUUCCCCUUCGUCACAGAGUAGCAAUAGUGGCAACGAGCAGCUCAGCAAAACCAACCUCUACAUCCGGGGCCUUCCAGCCAACACCACAGACCUAGACCUGGUCAACCUAUGUAAACAAUAUGGAAACAUUGUAUCCACUAAGGCAAUACUUGAUAAGGAAACAAAGCAAUGUAAAGGUUAUGGCUUCGUUGACUUUGAUAACGCCCUCUCAGCCCAGAAAGCAACCAAGGACUUACAAGAAAAGAACAUCCUGGCACAAAUGGCAAAGGAGCUACAGCAACAAGAGCAGGAUCCAACCAAUCUGUAUAUAUCGAAUCUGCCUCACAAUAUCGAUGAGAAAGCUUUGGAGAGUAUGCUAUCACCCAUCGGUCAUGUAAUCAGUACUAGGAUAUUGAGGGAUACCACCACGCACGACAGCCGAGGCGUAGGCUUUGCAAGGAUGGAAUCAAAAGAGAAGUGUGAAGAAGUCAUCCGGCGAUUUAACGGGGUCACAUUAGAUCCCAGCCAACAAGAACCUCUACUAUGCAAAUUCGCUGACGGUGGCGUCAAAAAGCGAAACCAGAUUAACAAGCAGGGCCGCGGGCCGCAGUCGGCCACGAACUGGAUGGGCCGGCCGACCGAAGCAGGCGCACUCACGUACGAGAGCCUAUACGCUCGCAAUGGGGUACCCAUGAUGCCUCACCAGCUGAGCGCAGCAGCGUACAAUCUAGGGGGCGGUGUCACGUAUGCAAGUCUACCGGCUGCCAGCACUCCACAAUGGAUACAGCAAACGUCACCUUACAUUGUUCAGCCACAAAUCACGUCUGCCCAGCAGCAGUCUGUAUACGGAGAACCCAGUAUGGCCGGUAUGGCUAGCGGUCAUCCCAUGGUCCCUACUGGUCUCUCGACACAACUCGGUCAACUACAACUAGCAUCCUCAUAUAUCCAACAAACCAACCCAUACGCACACCUAGGACAUGCAUACCAGACUCAACUAUUACAUCCGGUAACAGUCGAUGACCAAGUAGAAGAGCAGCAAACGAUGAGCGCCGCCCAGCAGUAUUAUGCCUCAGCCGGAGCCAAGUGAUGAGUGUUACCCCACCCCCUUCAGCCUCAACACUGUCAUUGUGAUUGGUAGAUUAUCCUAAAGUGAACCUAUGUGUGGCAGAUUAACAAGAUUACCUCGUAGGGGAGAAAUAGAAAAAGAAAUAAAAACGACAAGCAGCCCGGCAAGUCCAACACCCUCAUCUAGCAGCUCAUCGUCAUGGAAACGUGUAGAUUUCAGCAUCCCUCCCAGAAAAUAAGUAGAGACGCCAUGUGAUGCGAGAUGAAACAUGAAAAAGCGGAGUCCAAGAAGCGUAUUUUUGUACAAUGUGUAUUGAUCACCAUUUCUAGACUCCACAAGAAAUGCACGGUUCUUGUAUCAGUCCUGGAAAGAGACAGAGAAUUCAAUAGUCAACGGGUUACGUUCUUGAUACGACAAAAACCGUGAGCACAAACAGAGAGAGCUCUUGUAACUUGAGAAAUGCGCUUUCAAAUUGUGAUGACAUUCAAAAGCAUGUUAGGAGCAAGAAAGGAGCUAUUUUAAAGGAAGAUGUUCAAAUCUUUUAAAAGCAAUUUUGAAAAUAUUCUGUGUGCGUAUGAGAUGCUGUAAAUAGAGUUCUGCGGUGAACGCGAGGAAUUUUAUUCCAGUUUUGAAUGUUGUGUGGAACUCUUUCUUAUCUUGCCCUAACCCGUUAGUCUGCGAAAGUCCUCCAUUAGGUACUGGAACUCUUUUAAUCAUGCCAAAAGCAUUUUUAACCAAUUUAAUAUUUGAUCAUCUUUUAAUGCUGAAUGAAUGCAACAUUUUAUCAAUUUUAAAUGAGAUUGCAAUUCAUGAAAUAAUCAAUUUCUUAUUAUUUCUGCAAGUGAAGAUACAGAAAACAGUUGUGAAAUGAACUUGAAAUGUCAAAGCCAUUGGACUGACUGAAUUUUUAAAGUAGAAAAAAGUAUAGUUCCUGUUUUUAUUCAUGCGUGAGAAGAUGGCUGCUAAGGUUUUUAGAAAUUUGCCGUCGUUUUAUCCCUCGAUUAUGAACAUUUUAGAGUAGGGUGCUAGAUUUUGUGUAGGAUGAGAAUCUUGUUUUGAAACCAUGCCCCAUUUUAGUGUCUACCUAUGUUUUGUACGUGUUUGGGGAGUUUAUUCUGAGAGGCAAUAAAUAUAACUAUUAUGGAUUUCUGAUGAUUGUCAAUGAAUUUUAAACAUCAUGAAGAAACAAAAAUACAAAAGAAUGAAAUGAAUAUUGAGGUUUAUCUGAAUGUAUUUAUAAACAAUGAAUUUUGAAUAUCUCAUGACGAUGAUUGUAAGAUGAGGUAGCAACUCGUGAGUUUAAAAUAAUCAUCUCCUUUUCGUUGUUGCAAAUGAAAUGUUUGCAUUUGUUUGAGAUGAGUUAUUCUUUGCUGUCACGAUGCGACAGGAAGUCGAUUUUGCAUUGUAGUAAGAUAAUGCAUACCAAAAUAUACCUCUUAUGCGGAGAAGGGAGUAUGCUCAAACUAAAUGUGUUGAACGUUUUUUCAAGUUGAGCAGACGUUAUACUAGCUAUUGUUGUCGAGAAAUCUUCAAGCUGCCGAAAUUUAUGUGAAAUGUUGUAGCGUAUGUAAGUUUCAUUGUGUAGUUCGAGUAGGUAUGUAGAUAAGAUCGAUUGUGUUUGGAUGAAAAUUUGUAAAUGUGAAGUACAUGUAUGUUUCUAUUUUGGCAUUCUUUUUUUUUCCUCGUAGAUUUCAUAAGAAUUUUUGUUGUUGUUGUUGUAUAUAUGGUAGAUGUUUCCACGACGGGGGAAUCCCGGUGAGAUUUUUUGUACAUGUGUUUCUGUACGGGGACAAAUUUGAAAUUGGAGGUGCGAGAUUCAGGGUUUGAUGACAGAAAGAGUAUGAUGGAUACUCGAUAUAGAAGUCAAUGAUUUGAUAAUGGAGAAUGAAUUUGUGAAGAAUAUAGAUGAAAGUCUAGAUUAUGCAAGAUAGAACGUAUGAGCAUGUAACAUGUUAUAUGUGUACUGCUCAUUACAUUGCAGCUUAAUAUAUCUAUGAAUAUUGACAAAUGUAUAGGCAGUGAUUGAGAUUCACUUGGCAGAAGGCGGAUGAAUUGUUUUUUGCUGCAUUGUGUAGUAGCAAUAAAAAGUGGGAGGUAAAUUGGCAACAUAGUUGCCAAUUUGAAGAGAGCUGCAAUGCUUUGGUAAGAUGUGAUUACGAUGGGUAGCUCAGGGACUUAGUGAAGAGAUAUGAGAGAAGACGGCAUUAUACGCCGUGAAAACAUGGAGAUGUGUGAACGAUAGCAAGGAUUGGAUAUUGAAAGAAACGGAAAUAAAAAUAGAAUGGCGAUGACUUUAAAUGAUUAUGUAUGUAUGUUGAUGUGAAAUUUGGUUGUACUUUCUGCGAGAUUUAAGAUCUUAUUCGUUCCACAGACAUCUUUACGUUGACCUUUUUUUUGGUUCAUCUUUUGUCCUUAUUUUUCUUCGGUAUGACUUCUAAGCACUCAUGAAUUCCAGCACUUACAUGUAUGUUUGUUGUUUGUGUCUUUUUUUGUUUGUUUUUCUUUGGUUAAUUUGUUAUUUGAAAAAGAGGAAAAAGAUAGAUAGCACUCGUGUCUUUUCAAAGUUUUAAAAAAUUACAAAAUUUUCUUCAGGCUAUGCCAGUUUCUAUGUGCCUUCCAAAAUAAAGUUCUAUUUAUUGAAUAGCAUAAGAAGAAGAAGAAGAAAAAAACACAAUUGUUUGUAAUCACAACUCGUAUUACAUUUGUGGAAUCUUUAUGUGUAGAGCACCUAUGCAGAGAAAACAUUCUUUUCAUCGUUGAAUGAGGUUCAUGUUGCGUUGCCAAGACCUGUGAUAAUCUACCGUAAGCUUUGCAUGCUUUGUUAAAGAGCGAGAUGCAAGUUCGGUGAAAUACUAACUGCUAUUGGAUAUUUGUUACAGUGAUGUUUUACAAGAAGAGUUUAACAAAAUGACAGAGAGAGUUUAUCUUUGGGAUAUGAGGUGUACAUGUGGAGCAGGUUUAGACUUGUUGAUCGUAAACGUUUACCUCGGUCUAUAACCAGUGUAAUUGGACUUGUGCGGGGAUAAAGUAUAUCGAGGAGGAGAACGCUUCUAAUCCAUGUACCUUGCCAUUAUCCAAACAUUUCUGUUUUUCAUCGUAAUAAGAAGCUCUUAAACAUAGGUUUAUAUUAUCAUUACAUUAUUUACAUUGAUACCCGACAAUUGUGAAACCAAUUUAUUAUUCCGUCACCUAAGUAAUAUGAAAGUAAUGCUUUCCCGCAGUUGGUGAACCAAAAGUUUACCUCAGUUUGACAAUGCAUAAUUGAAGGGCUAAAAUGGUUUUAUAAACUGUGUUAUCUUCCCCUCCUCCUCCCCCCCCCCCCCCCCCUCUCUCUAUUCUUGGUAGAUUAAAAUACAAAGGCAUAAUAAUAAAGUGAAUUCAAGUAUUUUAUGUCAAACGAGAUACUCUAUUAAAAACCUUCCCUGUAUCUUCACAUGCAUGUUUGCUUCAUGUACCCAAGAUUUAAAACAAAAGAUGAGAGUUCAUUAGUUUUUAUUACCCCCAUGUUGUAAAAAAGACCAUGGACAAUAAUGCCCCCUUCCCAUGCUUCUUGUUUAUCUUUAAUAUACAUUCAUAUUUAAGUCUUGUCUGUCGGAGAGGAAAGUAGUUGUUUUAUUCUCGUGAUAGUUGUCUGUUAUCGUACGUGAUGGUUAUAUUUUUCACUGAAGCUGACAAAAUAAAAGAACUGUGUGUGUGAGCUCUUAUAUCUACAAGAUUUUUUGUUAAAUAUGUGGAGACUCGAUCUAUUGGUGAAUAUAAAAAAAUACUUGCAGACAUAUUUCCUCUUAGAUUGUCUCUUUACAAGUACCUUAGAGAAACAUUGUCUAGAUAUUUCAAGAUAUGAAACUGCAGUUGAUGGAGCGUAGUAUUUUGUACGUAAAAAAUUAUCCCACCUACUGACUUUCGGGACUUGUGAUAAAAACUUGUGACUCGUUGAUUAAUUUUGUUAUACCCUGCAAAUUGGCAGUAUGCUUUACUUUGUCGUUGUUUGUGUUUUUUUUCUUGUAAAUGGAGAUGUGAUAUAUAAUUUGUUUUAUUUUUUUCCUGUCUUCCUUCGAAAAUUGUGUUUGGGUAGGUCAUGAAAGCACACGAUGAAACUGUAUUCAUGAAUUUUGUUUAGUUUUGUGUUGUGCCUGUGUGGUUUUCUUUGUCAUUUUCUAAUGGUAGAUCUGUCGAGUAAUGUAACAAUAGCAUGCUUAACUGCUGCUGUCGUAAAAGUUAAAUCUCAACUUUGCAUUGGAGAUCGUUCUUCUAGUCGGCGUCUUGAGUUGUGGAAUGAAAUGUUCGUUAUUCGUGAGAAAAUCUCUCAGAUUCUAAGGACCAUGUUGUACAUAUGACAGUGAACGAAGUUUUUCCACGUGAUCAAGUUCCGAUUCGAUUUAGCUCAUAUGUUGCGCUGAAACGAGUGUGAUUUUUUUCCUUCUCUUUAUGAUGAUUUUGAAGCAUUUUGAUUUGUCUGUGUACAGCUAAUUUUUAAUUUGUCUCAUUUUUGUUCUUUCUCUCAGUUGUUUUCACGUGUCGUCGUAAGUUUGCUACGAGAAGACAGAAUUUCUGACAUUGUAGAUUUGAUCUAACACUAUGAGUUGUAUGUUAAGUGCUGCUGUAUAUAUAUAGCCUAGGCUUUAAGAAUAUUUCGUUUUUUUGUUUUGGUAGUUAUCUAGAAGAUUUGAUUGUCAUCUUAUUUCUUUUGUCCUCUCUCCACAUGUUCCGUUUCAUGCUUUUUUUCUAAGAAAAUAUUGUAAGAUUGAUGGAUUUUGUGGAGAACAAGUCAGAUCCAUUUUAGUGUUAUUAGAGAUAAUGAGAUACACGUAGGUACGCUUUAGACACAAUUGUGAAGAUAGAUUUUAAUGAAUUUUAUGAUGAAAUGGUAGCGAGGAGACAUGCCUUUCAAGGGAUGACGUCUGUAAAUUAUAUAAGAUUUUUUUAUGAGUAGCAGAUUAGAUGUGUAGUCCUAGUGAGAAUCCGAAAUGUGUGAUUUUUACUUCUUUGUUUUAAAAGCAAAAAAAAUGAUAAAAAUGUUGAAAGGUUUUGAGAGAGAAAUGCAGUCAAGUUGUACAGAUGAGAUGAAGGGGUCAAUAUUUGAGAGAAGAUGUAUGAUUUCUUUUUUUUUUACCUGGACUGUUGUUUGUGCUUGCUUUUGCUACGAUAGGUGACAUUUUAGAUUUGAAUGUCAAUGAUGUGAUCUGCCAGUGUUCAAGGAUGGGUAGCAUACGAGAUUGAAGUCUCGUGUUUUGAAAGAACGUAGUUUUUCGUUACACUUUUCUUCCCGUUACACACUGGGAACUCAUCGAUUCUUCCCCCAACCAAAACUGAAUAUUUAAAAAAGAGCAAACAGCAAACAGUAAAUUUUGGACGAAUCUGUCUGAGGUAUUGUACAAUUGAUUCAUUGCAAAUUGAUGACUCCGAAUCUGAAUAUAUGAAACGAUUCGUUAUGAGGUUUCUGCUUAUAUGUACAGAUACAGCAAGUAAAACUCUUCCCAUACCGGUUUUGAACGACUUCUGUACAAUUGUAUAUUGUGUACAUUACAAGGGCUUCACAAAGAAAUUUAUUGUUGAAAUCGAUAUUGCUCUAUACUUCCAUCUGAGUGAGAAAAAAAAAGUUGCUUCAGAAAUUCUAUGAAAAAUGUUUUUUUUUUUAUUUAAAUGUGUAUUGCAUCUAAAUUUGUUUCAUUACCGUAAGGUGUGCGCACCUCAGUCAAAUCAAUAUUGAAUCAGCUGACAAUAUCAGAAGCAUUUUUACUGCGAAAAGAACGAAAAAACAUAAGAGAAUUGAUACGGGUUCAUAAAGCACCAUUGGCUGCUUACACUCAGAGAGUGCCAAUGUGCAUCAGGCGAGAAAAUGUUAUUUACAAAAAUGAGAAAAGGAGGCUGACACUCGUAGGGUGCUCUGACCAAAUGAAUUCUCCUUAACCUGUUCAAUUCCACAACCGAGAAAUCUCAUUAAUAUACAUUGGCUUAAAAGCUGGUGGAUGAAAAACAGUUAAGGUAGACUAUGUAGUUUUAACAAGAGAGUAUUAGACUUCAUGGAGGUAUGUUUAUGUUGUAGAUUGGUUUUGUAAUUGUCGGUGAUGAGGGGGAAGGUUUUCUUUUUUCUUACGUUUGCUUUUUUCAAGACUUUUAAGAUAUUUCUUCUGUGAAUUAAAAAAAAGUAAUAAAAAUGAAGAAAAAAAAAAGUAGAGAAAUUAAUAAGUAAAAGAGAGAGUUUGUAGGGUGAAAUAGACCAUGGUUGAAUGGAGAUUUGUGUGCCAUGGUCAAAGUCUGAAUUAAAAAUUGAAUCACUAAGAAUGGA